UUAUGAUACCCAUAGUAAAACGUUUACGCAAGAUUGACCAGAGUUCAUUCGAUGCAGUACAAAAAAAUUUGAAGUCAUAUAUUUAGAUUUUUUUAUUCAUUGGGUUAAACAUUUUAAUUUUAUAGAAAUUGUUUGACUAAGACACGAAUUUCUCCGAGACACUUCAGAGUGUCUUUUCGGUGCUAGAACCAAAUUGAUUGAAGAAUCUUUUUCCCGUACUUUAUUGCUUUACAUGAAUUAUGUUGAAAAUUAAACAAUAUCUUGACAUUCUAUGUUAAAUCAUGGGAAAAGUAACCUCGAUACCAAUGAUCAAUUUGACAUCAUUUUAAAGAGAAGGUCAAACGCGUGUUUAAUUCCGUUUUUGGAGAGACUGUAGGCAUUCUAGAUAUAUUUUAUUAGUCAAAAAUGGACAAAACUCUGUUUGUUCCUUAUUUCCUUCAUAUUUCACUGAAAAUUACAGUUUAAAACAUGAUUUUGAUUGCGUUUUUAAAAAAAUUUAGCCCCGGUACACCCUAUCAAACAAACAUAUUGUUAUGAAGCCUCAAUGAAAGAAUUUAUAAUUUAAUUUUAUAAACCUUUAGGCACCUUUCAUUUACUAGAUCUUGACUUUAAGUGGUUUCUUUAAAUACUAUAUAUGCGAUGUUGGCCAUGAGUUUACGGACUUUUAUUAUUGUUAUUAAAUGACUAUUAAACUGGUUUUGGGGACUAGUGGUAAAAUUUUAAUAUACAUGUAGGGGUGGGUCUGUCCCUUUUCCAAAAAAAAAGUACGUAUCCAAACCAUUGAUUUUUUUAAAAUUCGGAUUCGAUGUUUUUUUUUAGAGAUUCAUUCAGGUAUUUUCAUGCACUGGUACACAGACUGAUUUUUCAACUGUUCCCUCUGAAUAAGCACCGUGACUGUAUUGCUUUUGAUUAAAAACCAGUCGAAUUGAGACUGUUAGGUGUAUACAACAAAUGGACCAAAGUGCUGUUUAUCCUUUGUGAUAUAUAAUUAUUCAAGUUUCAAACAAAAGCCAUCACCUUCAUAAAUUUUUAGGGACAUUUGAGUGUACGAAGAACGACAACUUGUGCAACUUGUGCAAAAUUAUCUUAGAAAAAAAAAAUUUAUUUAUUAUUUCAUAAGCAUGAUUUCAAGUGAAAUAGUCAUGAAUAAUUUUGGCUAACGUGCUCAGCCUAUAUCUAUCUCAGGAAAUUAAAAAAAACCAUAUCUUCUAUCUACAACAAAGGGUUUUUUUAUUUAGACACACGGAGGACUUUAUUGAUUUUUAAAUAUCCGGGUCCUAUCGUACUCGGGGUUCAAAUCCUGAAACCGAAAGUCCAAAAAAACCAGUCUGCACAACUGAUAAUGUUUUUGCCUACUAUUUGGAACUACACGAAAUGCAUAAUCGGAUAUGUUGCACUUUUGCAUCACCUCGCAGUUUCACUACGUCCAAACUUUUCCCCCGUAAAGACUUGUACCACCCUUACAUUGAGGGAGAUACCGGUGGCGGUGUUCGACAAUUGUACAGGACCAGGCCUUGUAAUCCAUUGUCUGCCAGACUCCAAAGAUGAUCUGGGACUUAGCUGCUACCCUCCAAGAUGGAUCAGUCCAGGGAAAUGUCCAUAUUACAAUACAUACCAAGGAAACAUGGAUGAAAAAGACUGCAACCAGGAUCAUGGAAACUGUCCAACAGGUCAAUUCAGAUCACCUUUGUCUGUUAUGUAUGAAGGAUGCUAUAUCAAAGAAGAGAAAAUUGUAACCACAACUGAGGCAGUAACGCCAACAGAAGUGAUGAAAACCACCACUUGUGAACCUGUGAAAUCAAACUGCUCUUCAUUUGUUUCAGCAGCAGGAGAAGGAAAGUCCACCUCAUGCACUGGAGAAAUAGUUGCUUGUAUUGUAUUAGUAGCUAUCGUUUUAGUACUCUCGGGUAUUCUCGUUUACAAGUUUAGACGGGUGGUGACCAGUAUGCAAUGCUUUCAGAAUUCGGGAUCUUCUAGCCCCGAUAAUGGUAACCCCAUUGAAGCCGUGCAUUUACAACAAGAAGAGGGGAUGUAAAGUGAAUGUUUACUGAUACAUGCCUGAUUUGAACACAUUUGACUCUUGGUGAAAAAUAAAUCAAUUAAGGUACUUGUAAACGCAAAAUUAGGUUAGAAUAUAAGGUCAAAUAGAGAGCUCCAAGAAUAAUGCUAAUUUGCUUAUCUCCAUUGUCUGCUUUCCAAAUAGCAAUUAGAAGCUGGAGAUAUCCAGGACUUAUUCUGAAGGUAGCAAACGAAUGCAUCCUAAGAUACUGGGGCCUAUAACCAUGUUGUUUAUUAUCAAUGACCUGAAUAUUUUAUGUUAAAUUAAUAAUAAGAAGCUAGUUUUUUUUUAUUAGCUUGCUUAUGCGGAAAACUCAAGUGAGCUUUUCUGAUCACCUUUUGUCCGGCGUCCGUCUUGCUGUCUGUUCUUACAUCUGUCCGUCCGUACUUUUUCUACAUUUUUAUUUCUUCUCCAAUACAAUUAUUUUCAAGGCCAAUUUAAAACCAAACUUGGCAAAAAACAUUAAGUGAAUGGUAUAUAUAUUCAAAUGUCUAUAAAUAAAAUGUCACGCGUUUCAAGGUCAGAUAAUUAAGAAUGAUUAAACAUUUGUUGGUUUUUUUAAAAUAUCAUCCUCUCAAAAUCUGUUUGGCCAGAAAAGCUGAAACUUAUAUGGAGACAUCCUCAGGUAGUGUAGUUUCAAGUUUGUUCAAAUUAAGAUCCCCGAGGGUAGGGUGGCGACUCAAUGGGGAAAAUUCUUCUCAAAAACCAAUAGACCAAUAAAACUGUAACAUGUUCGGAAGCAUCCUUAGGUAGUGUCAAUACAAAUUUGUUCGAUCCCCGGGGGUAGGAAGGGGACACAAUGUGCUGUCGAGUUUUUACAUAAGAAUAUAUAGAUAAAAAAGACGAGUUUUAACGUAGGAAUAUAUAGACAAAUAUAGACAUUGUGUUUCUCUGAGGCAGUGUAGGGUCACAAUGGGAGUCGGACUUUUCACUUACGAAUAUAUAAAGAAAAGUCUUUAAAAAUAAGGCCCAAAAAGCUGCCACUUGUGUGAAUUCAGGUAGGAUAGAGUUUAGUAUGUUCAAUCAUGAUCCAAAGGGGUAGGGUGGAGCCAAAUUGCGAGGAUAUGCAAAUAUAAAGAAAAAUCUUUAAAAAUAUCUUCUGAAAAGCCCUAUGCGAAGAAAAGCUAUAACUUUGGUAAAAGUAUCCACAUGUUGUGUACAUUCAAUUUUAUUAAAAUCGUGAACAUUCGUAUGUAGGGUGGGCAACAAUGUUGGGAGGAGGGGGAUGGUUGUCCAAUUUUUAUGUAAGAACAAAUUUAAAUUAUUCUGAAAAAAAAUGGUAUUACUAUGCGAGAAUUUUGACAUAUUGCUGGGCUGCGUUUUACAAAAGAACUUACGACAAAGUCAUAAAUAUUUUCAGUCUCAUGGAAUGAUAUAUAAAGAACAAAACUUAGACAGAACUUAAUUUAUACAACUACUCUGAUGUCCAUAAUAAUAUUCUACAGCCAUGAGAAUAAAACAUUGAUUAGUUUGUGAUUAAUUAGCAUUCAUUAAUUUAGUCGUAAGUCGUAAGUUCUUUUGUAAAACGUAGCCCUGAUUAUCAGUUGCUUAGACUAUGGCCACUUGACAAUUUUUAGACCCCACUAGGAGCUCCAAGUUUGAUGUAGGUUUAUAGAUGAACAAUUUUUUGUAAUGCACCACUCAAUUUGUAAUAUGAUUAUGAUAUCAUCCUGUUACCAAGGGGCUCAAUGUUUAACAUAAGAAUAUCCGGAGAAUGUUUUUAUACAGUAUCUAUACUGUUACAUUUUCAAGAUAUUUUGUGUAUGACUCAAUAAACCGAAUUUAUUUGUGGCUAUUAUUGCUCAGUUGAGCGUAAUCGUCGAUGGGCCUCUUGUUUAUUUUAUAAUAUUAUGACUGGGUUAAGGUAGACAAUUCAGCUAUGAAAAAUGGAACUGUUUGCAUAAACAUUUUAUUAUUUAUACAGAAAAUAAGAUAGUAUCUUUAUUGUGUGUUGUUUUUUUGCCACGCCAAUUGUGUUCACUCAAGUCGACUUUAAGCUUUUUUUUAUUACUUUAAGCUAGCUAGAUACACGUAGUUCAAAAAAAUGUAAUAUCGACAUUCUUUUUGUCUUUUGUUGUUGUCAUACCAUAAGAUGUUCAUCCUAUAAAUUAAUUAUUAAUUAUAAAUUAAUUAAUAAUUUACAUUGAUCAAACUUUCGAUACAAUGCAUACCAAAAUCCACUUUGUGUUCACCAAAAUAUCGAUCUCAUUUUUUAAAACAAUGGUACCAUUUUAAGUUUUUAUUAUACUUUUUUCAAAUACUGCCUUACAUGGAGACAUGCUUUAUGAACUGAACUUUUUAAGACAUAACUAUGUGCCUAGCAUGUUAUCAAUGACAGCAUAUACUUGUUAUUUUCAAUUUCUAGAUAAUAUUAUAUUUUGAAACAUUGAUUAUGUGUUAAUUGAAACGUUGUUUUAAUCUAAGGUAGCUAUUAUUAUUAUUAUUAUUAUAUCAUUAUUAUUAUAGACAUUAUUAAUAGUACUAGACUUUGACCCGUGCGUGCACGGGUUGACAUUGCAUAUGAUAUCGUACAUUUACGAAAUAGAUACAUCGAUUUCACUACACUCUCCUUAGUUAGAACAAUCUAAGUGUGUCUCGGGACAGGCCCUCCCAUAUACCGGUAAUGUAGCAAAAAAUUGCAGAAUCGCUCCUAAACGAUUUUGGAGAAAAUUAAUGAAACUGGAUUGAAAACAACAGUAAAAUUAUUCAUAACAAACCAUUUUGAUGCUGUAAAUACCUCUCAUCUAAAAAAAAUAUUCAUAUUAAGGAUUCAACACUUCUUCACCAAUGUUUUUU
Messenger RNA from Magallana angulata, 4855 nucleotides. RefSeq lists its product as uncharacterized. The record is from RefSeq and is a predicted model, not a curated record. NCBI's taxonomy places the organism in Eukaryota, Metazoa, Mollusca, Bivalvia, Ostreida, Ostreidae. The coding region runs from base 1343 to 2035 and encodes 230 amino acids. The transcript has 7 exons.